Messenger RNA from Penicillium egyptiacum, 828 nucleotides. NCBI's taxonomy places the organism in Eukaryota, Fungi, Ascomycota, Eurotiomycetes, Eurotiales, Aspergillaceae. The record is from the annotation of a GenBank genome assembly.
AUGUUCUGUGUUCAGGCAUGUCUUCUCGCGCUCGGCCUGCUGGCCUUGGCCGGGGCCGACUCAACAGGCACCACAGAGGUUGACAUCGUCUUCCCGCGCAACGACACCUAUGAGCUGAUGCCGCUUAUGCCCGUCGUAUUUGCCGUGCAGAACCCCGCCGCUGUCCAACACCUCUAUACGACUCUAGAGUACUUGGUGUGGCCCGAGGAGGGCCCUUAUAACGGUAGCUUCAAUGAGCUCCGCAUCGAUAUGGUCACCCCGAAUGAGACAACGCAAUUCCUCUCCGAGGGUAUCCCCAAUCUACUCAACACAGAAGGGAAAUGGGGUUUCUCCUGGAGGCUGAGAUCGACUAAUUGCUCUACGUCCGACGACGGUACUGCCUACAACGAUGACCACAUGACCGAGGACUAUGAUGGGUUUCACAGACGGACAUCUUGGUCGUACCAGUACUUCCGCUUUACCACCGCCAAAGGGGGCCGCCAGCCAAACCUGACUGCUAUCACUACCGGUGAGGAUUGUGGCAAGACACAGGGCAUUGCCUUCGAUGUUAAACAGAACCUGGAAGUUCCAUUUGCACUGACUGGCAAUGGACCCUCGUCGUGCGCUCUACUUGCUAGCCCAGCACCCACUCCUAGUCCUUGCCGAGCUAGUGUAGUACCGUCAAUCGCUUCGAGCAUCUCAGCCAGAAUCACCCAAGCUGAAUGCUAUGCAGCGACCCCCGCAGUCAGCUGCCCGCCUAAGAAAGACGGAGCUGCUGUCAACAGCCCGGGCAUUCAAGCGGCAUUGUUAGCCGGCCCAGCUUGGAUCCUUUACAAUGUUCUCUUCUAG